Messenger RNA from Tribolium madens (black flour beetle), 1534 nucleotides. Its product is annotated as facilitated trehalose transporter Tret1-like. NCBI's taxonomy places the organism in Eukaryota, Metazoa, Arthropoda, Insecta, Coleoptera, Tenebrionidae. Gene Ontology annotation, biological process: transmembrane transport. The transcript is spliced from 2 exons. The record is from RefSeq and is a predicted model, not a curated record. The coding region runs from base 74 to 1420 and encodes 448 amino acids. Gene Ontology annotation, molecular function: transmembrane transporter activity. Gene Ontology annotation, cellular component: membrane.
CAAUGUUAUUAUUUUUUUGCUACCGUUUCAGUAACUGUCUAUACGUAAUUCGUUGGUUAAACAUUUCAAAGCUAUGAAUGUUUACUACUUUGCAACAGUUUUUGCUGGGCUUCUCCCUGGACUGAUUACCGGCAUUUACGAAGCCUGGACUUCUGUCUACAUUCCAAAACUGAUAAAUGAAAAUUCGGUCACACAUUCGGACGGUUCUUGGAUCACCGUAUCACUAUGUGUUGGAGGAGUAACAGGAGCUCUUAUCUAUUUUCUACUUUUUGAUAAAUUGGGACGCAAACAAUUACUCUUGACGACUGCAAUUCCCUUCUUGGUGUCACCUCUAAUGCUGGCUUAUGGCAAUUCUAUUGCAGUUUUUUGCACAGCUAGAUUUAUCGCUGGAAUCGGAAUUGCUGGGUAUUGUACAACCAUACCGCAAUUUUUUGGAGAAAUUGCACAUGAGACGGUAAGAGGGGCCUUGAGCACGUGGAUCUUUAUUAUGCAAAUUUUUGGAAUGUUGUUUAUCAACGUUAUAGGUUCAUAUUUGAGUAUUAAAAUAAGUUCUUUUAUUAUAUUUGGCUUCGGAGUUGUGUUUUUGGUACUUUUCAUUUGGUUCGUUGAAAGUCCCUAUUUUCUGAUUAUGAGGGGAAGAAAUCAUGAGGCAACAAAGUCUCUACAAAUAUUUCGAAAUAAAAACGAUGUUGAUGUUGAUUUUAAAAGGAUAAGUCAAACGGUGGCCAAACAAAUCGAGAACAAAGGACAAUUUCUUGAUUUGUUCAGAAUCAAAUCGAAUCGGAGAGCUUUGAUGAUUUUAUUUAUUGCUGUCAAUGCCAAGCAAUUAACUGGUGAUUUCACCUUUGAUACUUACUCUCAAACAAUUUUUAACCAACUUUGUGACAUAUCACCGAUGAUGUUUGCGGUGAUUUUUUAUUCAGCCAAACUGGUGGUAAUUUUUUUUUCUUCUUACUUUAUCGAUAAAAUUGGACGUCGGCCAACAUUUCUAAUUUCGCUUUUCACUUCUGGUGUAAUUUUUCUAAUUAUUGCAGCCUACUUACAUGUGUCUUUACACACAGAUUUGAUCAUUACUGAGUUUAUCAAAAAGAUUAUGAUUUUUGUUAUGGUGUGUUUUACGAUAUUUUACAGUUUAUUGUUAGCUGUUCCCUGUAUGUUGGUGGGUGAAUUGUUUCCAAUAAAUAUGAAAGCUUUCGUUUCAUUGUUGUUUGUUUUACAUUUUUUCAUAGUGUCGUUUGCAACAACCAAACUCUUCCAGGUUAUAACCGAUUGUGAAUUUCUCGGUAUGGAUGUUGCUUUUUUUGCCUACUCGAUAUCUUGUUUUGUACAUUUUUUAUUGGUGUAUAAGUUUUUAUUUGAAACGAAGGGUAAAACAUUGGAAGCGAUACAAAUUGAAUUACACAAUAUGAGUGCAAUAUAAUAAAAUAUUACAAAAUAUGUAGAUAUAAUUUUUUGUAAGUGUCCUAUGUAUGUACGACAAAUAUUUUUGUACAUAUUUUUUAUUUACAGUAAAAUAAAUAUUUAUUUCUUUUUC